Messenger RNA from Ziziphus jujuba (common jujube), 930 nucleotides. RefSeq lists its product as uncharacterized. NCBI's taxonomy places the organism in Eukaryota, Viridiplantae, Streptophyta, Magnoliopsida, Rosales, Rhamnaceae. Gene Ontology annotation, cellular component: transcription factor TFIIH holo complex. The record is from RefSeq and is a predicted model, not a curated record. The transcript has 6 exons. The coding region runs from base 207 to 779 and encodes 190 amino acids. Gene Ontology annotation, biological process: DNA repair; regulation of transcription by RNA polymerase II; regulation of cyclin-dependent protein serine/threonine kinase activity.
AUUCUAAGGUCCAAUCUAAGCCACCCUUCAGUAAUCAGUGGACGCCGUACCAGUGUCUGAAAAGCAGCGAGUUAACGCAAACUCGCUCCGGCGAGCCCCAUUUCUUCGCUUCUUCACAGCUCGUCAUGCAAAUCCAACGGUAGCUUCCUGUUCAUGACCGUUUAGCAGGAGGGAAAGGACGAAAGAGAGCUUGAGGAACUAUAAAAAUGGUGGUUUCGAGUUCGAAUCCUCAUAACAAGGAGAUUGCCAUCAGAAGGAGGAUUGCCAGCAUUUUCAAUAAACGAGAGGACGAUUUUCCAUCACUGAGAGAAUACAAUGACUACUUGGAGGAGGUGGAGGACAUGACAUUUAAUCUGAUUGAAGGUAUAGACGUCCCUGCUAUUGAAGCAAAAAUUGCCAAAUACCAGGAAGAAAAUGCUGAACAAAUAAUGAUUAAUCGAGCCCGGAAGGCCGAAGAGUUAGCCGCGGCUCUAGCAGCAUGCAAGGGACAUACUGCACAAUCUGAUAAUGAUGGGGUACUGGGCCAAAGUUCUCAAGCUGGAUUUAGUAUGGGUGUGCAAGGCCAAUAUGCUCCUACAGUUGCAGGAGGACAACCACGACCGACUGGCAUGGCCCCACAACCAAUACCCCUUGGAGGGGGACCUGAUAUGCAAGGUUAUGAUGAAGAGGAAAUGAUGAAGCUCCGAGCAGAGAGAGGUGGAAGAGCAGGAGGUUGGAGUGUAGAAUUAAGCAGGAAGAGGGCUAUUGAAGAAGCCUUCAGUAGCAUUUGGAUAUAUUAGCACGCCAUUUUUCAGGAUCUUUCUUAUUAGACACAUGGUUUCUCAUGAAAGGGAGAGCUGGAGAGAACACAAUGUUUUCUAUUUUACCUAAAUUAUUACAAAUGUGUAGAGAUUAUAGUAUGUAUGAGAAAUGAUUUAUUUCUUGUUGUCA